Molecule: messenger RNA, 3389 nt
Organism: Sinocyclocheilus rhinocerous
Lineage: Eukaryota; Metazoa; Chordata; Actinopteri; Cypriniformes; Cyprinidae
Product: GATA zinc finger domain-containing protein 14
Exons: 8
Coding region: 1-2691 (896 amino acids)
Source: RefSeq, a predicted model, not a curated record
AUGAACAUACUGCUGCAUCCUGUUGUUGUGGUUUUCUCAUUGAUAAGUUUGCCUUUGGUCGUUGUGUGUCUGGAUCUUGUUCCAGUCCAGUUCGAGAAGACACCGGUGCUGGUGGCAUCAGGGAGAGAUGCCGUCUUUACAGUACAGACGGUGUCUGAUGUGUCCCUCAUCAGAUGGAGCGAUAGCACAGCGACUACGCUGGCGAUGUGGGCGAACGGGAGCCCGGUCGUAAUGUCCGUCCAGCAGUACCAGGGCAGAAUCUCUGUCACCGCCACUCAGCUCAAAAUCACCAACAGCCAGAUCCGUGAUUCUGGAAACUACAGCGUCUCGGUCGAACCCUCGUCUACCACUGGACUCAGUGUGAACACCCGUACAGUGCCGCUCAAGGUCUUUGAUGCUGUGAACGGAGUUGUUUUGUCCCUGCCGUCUCUGCCGCUGGAAGGUGGGAACGUGUCUCUGAGUUGCAGCUGGUCUGCGGGUUCAGAGGUCAGUGUGGUUUGGGGUAAAGGAGGCGCUGCGCUUUCCUCUGACAGCCGCAUUACUAUCAGCGCUGGAUCUCUGCUCAUUAAACAGGCCAGGAGAGACGAUGCAGGAGAAUACACAUGCACCGUCAGCAACGCCGUCAGCGCUCAAACCGCCAAGACCACCCUCAGCGUCUACUAUGGUCCAGACGCCCCACAGUUGACUAAGACCUCAAGUGAGUGUGUUGGCGGGGGAGAUGCUACGGUGGGACAGACGGUGCGUCUCACCUGUACGUCUGCCUCUCUACCUCCUGCCUCCUUCUCAUGGGAACUUAACGGCCAGCCGGUGACCACCGGCCAAUCAGGGAGUGGUGUGCUGAGUCUGCAGAUCUUCUCCUCCAAUCAGAGUGGCCGUUACAUCUGCAUUGCACGGAAUGACAUCACAGGAGGGACAUCGAAGCAGCAGAUAGACCUGGCCAUUGUGGGUACGUGUCUCAGCGGAGGAGCCGUAGCAGGGAUCGUUGUUGCCUGUGUUGUUGCACUCAUCAUAAUUAUUGUUGUAAUUAUUUUGCUUCUGCGACAAAGAAACGUUGAUCGGAGACUCAGAGAUACUAUUGGACUUCAGAAGACAAACCAGAAUGAAGGAACCACAAUUGCAAACAGAGCUCUUGUCAAUGAAAACCACCAUGAUCCCACAUUACACAACUCACUCCCACAAAACUUCACUGCCGUUCCCAAUAACAACAAUGGGAACAUAAACACAAUGUCACAAAUCAUGCCCAGCAACUCCAACCCACUCCAUCAUAAUGGCCAUCUGCACACCGAUGCAUUCCAACGCAACUUCAGUACAGUCCCAGACAAUGGGCAUCAAAGCAAUUCAUAUCCAAACAAUGACCCUCAGAGGUCGUUCCCACAGCCUGUCCAACACAAUCCCAAUAUUCUCAUACAAACGGGCAGUUCUCAGCCUGGUGCGCUUGCCCAUACAGUUCAUGUAAACCUCAACACCUUGCCACGAACUGACCAGUUUAAUAAUUCACAACCUCAAACGGUGCAUGUCAACUUGAACACAUACCCUCCAGAAGCAAAUCAGGUGGUCCAGCAACAUGCAGACCAUGGAGAAAGUGCACUACAGAGUCAACAUACUAACGCCAACCAUCAAAAUCAUUCUCAGACUGGCUUGCUGAACUCUGACCCUUUGAGAUUGGGUAAUCAAACACAAACAAUGCUCAAUAAUGCUUCAUCAAAUGGUUCUCGUCAGCCCAACAGCCUCAUUCAGACUGGAUACUCGCACCCUACCAACCAAACCAAUGCAAACCGCCAAACUGCCAACUCAAGAUCAUCAGCAGAAGAGCGAAGUCGACGUUCAAACCCCCUUCAGACCAACAACCAGUUCAAUGACUCCAGAGCGCACCUCCAACAGAUGCCUUUGGACCGUUUGCAGGGAACGCCGGCGUAUCCCAACCCCGAAGUCUAUAGUUCAGACAGUAGUGGAUCUUCAGAUUGGCCACAACGAGAUGCACGGAGGGAUCGUUCUGGUCUGAGAUAUCGGGAAACUGAACCUUUGGGAAGGUUGACCCAAGCUGCUCCUCCCCAAAGAAGAGACCUCCAGAGACCAAUCGUGCUCAACAACUCUCAAUUGGACCCAAAUGUGCAGAGGCAAGUGGUCCAACAGAAUUUAAGCACCCAACCGCAAGUCCAAUCUCAAAUCCAGACCGCAAUACCUCAAACCCAAACCUCUCAGGGUCAGACUCCAAUCCCCAUUGGUCUACCAAGGGGAACGAUCAUACCUGAAACACAAACUGGCACCAGACCAAAUCAGACCGUGCCUCAGCCAUCCAUUCCUCUCACUGAGGCUGCACUACGCCAACACACCGCCCAGACCGAUAACCCUUUCGCCAAUUGGAUCCAGCAGUCUCAAGCUGCCUUGCAGAACCCUGGACCUUCUCAACCCAUCCAGCAGCUUAACAAAGUGGGCCAGAUGCCUCCUACUCCACCUCCGGUGCUGCGGCCGGACGAGUUCCAGAAACUUCCGCGUGAACGCAUGCAGCAGCCGCGCACCAUCCAGCCUGUGACCGUGCAACGUAGACACAGAUCUCCAAACGUGCACAAGCAGACUCGAGUGUUGCAUACGAGCCCUCAGCGAAUGCCAGGAGUGCAUCCCAUGCAUGCAACCAUGCAUGGACACCCAACACACAUGCGACAGGUCCACAGAGGCAGACCCAGACGUUGAGAAAAUGCAGCGCUCGUCUGGCUCGACGCUAUUUGCACUGUGAAAAACUUUCGUACACAGCACAAUGUCUCUGUGGUGGAAAGAAACAAACGCUCAGCCAUUCCUCCGGCCCUCGGCUUAUUGUGCCGUACAAAUCUUUGUGUUUUGUCGGAGAGACCGCAUUAUUGAUAAAAAGACUGAUCUUUUUGUUUCUCCUGCACAGCUGUCACGUAGGCAUGUGAAAGCCGCGGCUGUUGAACAGGACACUGUGUGAAUUUCAUCCGUCGGAACAAUGCUGCUUUGGGAUUUUUCUUGUGCUCAAGUGUCUGAAAAUAAAACACAAUGCAGUGUUUUUCCACAGACAGGAAGACUUGAACAAAAUCCAAAUGAAUUAGGAUGGCUGGCAGAGCUUGAACUACUAAAUGAUAAAUAAUGGACUGCCACUGUUUGUCCUCUUGCAACUAUUUAUUCAGCUUUCUGCUCACAGAUGCUUCUUGUAGCGCCGCUCAAUUAGUGCGAUCUGCUACGGUGCUUUUGUGGAUGGAUUACGCAUUUGAGUAUGAAGGAGACCCACCUAACGGACGUGUACUUAAUGAAGCUCUUUAAUUUUUAUGUUAAUGAUGUGGAAAAUGCUAAUGAGUUUAAGUAAAAUAGGUUGUUGACAGGCCUUGCAAAAAUAUGAUGAAAAGCAAAUGUUUGGUCAGAUGGUAUACUUUGAG